CCCGACCCGACUCUGGCCGGGGCUUCCGUGCGGACUCUCAGUGGAGCCCUGCAGUGCGUGCACGCGCGGACUCGGAGGCGCGCUCCCGCACCAUGGUUUACCUUCCAGGCCUGCUGGUGCUGAUGCUGAUGGUGACGGCUAAAGGCAGCAUUGGGCCCAGUAACAACUCCAGUUUCUGCACAGAGUCGAAAGAGUGUCUGCUGUUUGAUGUGGUGUGCAAGACGGGCGAGUAUGAGGUGCGUCACUACGACCCUAGCAGGUGGGUUUCGACAGAUGCAGAGGCCUACUUCAUGGGCGUUGGAGCUGCCAUGGCCUUUAGAAGACUCUUCAAAUACAUAUCAGGAGCCAACGAAGAGGCUGUGAACAUUGACAUGACUGCUCCUGUGCUGGUGAAAAUCCCCGAGGAGAGAAACAUGUGGGAACCAGCAGUCUAUACUCUGAGCUUCCUGUUGCCUUCUGAAUAUCAGGAAAAUCCCCCAAAACCCACCACCGAGAAGCUCUACUUCACAGAUAUGCCAGAGAUGAACGUAUACGUUCGGAGUUAUGGCGGCUGGAUGCUCUCCCUUACCUCCAGGCUGCACUCACACCUGCUAACCAGAGCACUAGACCGUGUGCGAGCUUCCUACAACAGCUCGUACCACUACUGCCUGGGCUAUGACAGCCCCAUGAAGCUCCUGGAUAGGCACAACGAGAUCUGGUACGUCGCUGAAGGAGAGCCCGUCUGCAGUGUCCCUCAGCACCCAGCCUCUGCCAGUUAGACCCCGUCGAUCCCACGGUACGCAGAGGAACAUCUGAGAGGCAAGUCCCAGCUUCUUUCACAAGCGUGCCGGUGAACCCCACCCGAGUGGCCAGGCCUCGCCAUCCUCUUCCUCUCUGCUUUCGCUCACAGUACUUGAACAUCUUGCCGUCUCUCAACCUCUUUACCGCAGUAUCAACACAGUGUACAUCCAUUUCAAUCGCUCCGAGCUAAACGCUGUACUUGUCGGACAGAAUCACACUGAUUUUACCACACUGGCUGCCUGCUUUAUGUCUCUGUAGCAAUUGUGUUGAAAGGUGUCCUGAGGGGAGAUUGUUGUUGUUUACUGACAUCACAUUUGUUUCUUGCACAUCCUCUGUGCAUAUUCAUUAUGGGACUUACAGACAUAAAGUGUACACCGUCAAAAUAGUUGUUUUUGUUUUAACUGUGUCUGCAUGUUUCAUCCUGGUGCGCUGAACAGCUCUGCACCACCUACAUGGUGAAUGUACCCAACAGCUGAAAUUUCCGCAUAAGAUAAAAUGCUGAACACUGA
This is a messenger RNA of Scleropages formosus (Asian bonytongue), 1289 nucleotides long. RefSeq names its product heme-binding protein soul5, like (gene soul5l). The coding region runs from base 93 to 758 and encodes 221 amino acids. The transcript has 8 exons. Gene Ontology annotation, molecular function: heme binding. Lineage: Eukaryota; Metazoa; Chordata; Actinopteri; Osteoglossiformes; Osteoglossidae. The record is from RefSeq and is a predicted model, not a curated record.